Messenger RNA from Diplodia corticola, 1059 nucleotides. Its product is annotated as ankyrin repeat protein. The coding region runs from base 1 to 1059 and encodes 352 amino acids. The record is from RefSeq and is a predicted model, not a curated record. Lineage: Eukaryota; Fungi; Ascomycota; Dothideomycetes; Botryosphaeriales; Botryosphaeriaceae. The transcript has 3 exons.
AUGGACCCCGUCACCGUUCUUGGCAUCGUCAACGCCGCCGCAAACCUCGGUCUCCGGUGCGUCAGCAUCGUGCACGCGCUGCACACGGCCGCCGAACGCUUCAAGACGGCACAGCUGUCCAUCGUGUCGCUCGUCGAGGAGUGCAGCACCAUCGAGCUGGCGUGGGACCAGCUGCGCGUCUACGUGGAGACGGAGCUGGCCAACGUGCCCGAAAACGAGCAAAUCGUCAACCGCAUCCAGCGCUCGCUCCACGCCGGCGAGCUGGUCAUCGCCGCGCUGCAGAAGGACCUGGACGAGGCGCUAUCGUCGCCCCUGAAGAGCGGCCUGCUCCAGCGCACCAAGGUCGUGUGGAAGGAAGAUAUUCUCAAAGACCACCAAUCGCGCAUCCGAGGCCAGGUCGGCGCCCUGACCCUUCUGCUGCAGGUCAUCAGAUUACCACGCCCGACGGAGCGCGAGCGGCUGCUCACGGUCAAGGCGCGCGUCUUCGACGACUCGGACGCGAGUGCGUACAGCAUUGUCCCCUCGAUAUGCGACACGGCUUCCAUCAGCUCCCGCGCGACGCAGACCACGACGGCCACCGAGGCAGGCGACGACAUCCGCUACAUCCCGCUAGACUUCGAGGACUCACUCUUCACAUCGUGGGUGUACAAGCGCAACUUCCGGCGGCCCGGCCAGGCUCCGUCCGCGAUGCCGCCGCCAACGACCAGGCGGUUCUCGCUGGGCCGCCGGAGCCUGCGCAGCAAUCCGCGGAGCAGCAGCAGCUCCCAGUCCCCCGACGACACGGCAUCCGUGGCCGCGGCGUCGUCCAGCGACGGUAGCAGCGCCAUCUUCUCUUCCACCACGUCGGCCGGGUCGAGCGAUCGCGUGCGGAGGCCUUCCUUGGUCAGCCCCAUCACUCCCGUAACGCCCCUCGGAUUUUCCGAACGGGCCUCGUUUUCAUCCUCGUCGACAUGUCCAGAUGCCGAGGGGGCCGACAAGUUGACUAAACUGUUCGAAGUCAUGGGCCUUCCCAAAGACGAAGCAGCACGACGAAAGAGAGAAAUGACGAGAAGACCGUAG